Messenger RNA from Trichoderma virens Gv29-8, 1578 nucleotides. RefSeq lists its product as uncharacterized. Bases 167 to 1321 code for a protein of 384 amino acids. The transcript is spliced from 2 exons. Lineage: Eukaryota; Fungi; Ascomycota; Sordariomycetes; Hypocreales; Hypocreaceae. The record is from RefSeq and is a predicted model, not a curated record. Gene Ontology annotation, cellular component: cytosol. Gene Ontology annotation, biological process: heme biosynthetic process. Gene Ontology annotation, molecular function: zinc ion binding; porphobilinogen synthase activity.
GUUUGGUGCUGGCAUUUCGUCGUCUGCGGCUUUUCCUCGUCCUCUAGAUUCUGUGCUGAUCAUCGGAGGGCCGCCUUCCAUCAGUGUCACCAUCCACAGUUUCCCGGUCCCACCAAGCAUCACCACCACUCGCACAGAGCCAAGUCGCUCAAUUGACCAGCGCAACAUGUCCUUCUCCAGUCUCGUCCAGGAACUUAGCCUCCGCGAUGCCAACAGCGCUCGCCGGCCCGGUCCUGCCCCUUCAGUCUCAACAUUCGAUGACCGGGCGUCGCACGUCUCUCGCACCAUGUCUGGCUAUGCCAGCACCGCAGCCACCAGCGUGAGCAUCUCUGGCGACAUCGGCAGCCAGCUUCACGGCGGCUACUUUCACCCUCUGGCUCGUUCCUGGCAGUCUGAGCGCCAGCUGACAAAGUCUAUGCUCAUCUACCCCAUCUUUGUUACCGACGGCGAGAAUGACAUGGUCGAAGUGGCUUCUCUUCCUGGCCAGUUCCAAGUCAGCAUUGACAGACUGACUGGCUUCCUUGAGCCUCUCGUCCACAAGGGCCUGCGAUCCGUCAUGCUGUUUGGCGUUCCCCUAAAGGCUGGCACCAAGGACAUCUUGGGCAGCGCAGCUGAUGACCCCGAGGGCCCAGUCAUCCAGGCCAUCCAGCUCAUCCGCCGCCGCUUCCCUCAAAUCUUCAUCUGCGCUGACGUCUGCCUCUGCGAGUAUACCUCUCACGGCCACUGUGGUAUCUUGCGAGAUGACAGCAGCCUGAACAACCAGAUGUCUGUCGACCGCAUCUCUGAUGUUGCCAUCGCUUAUGCAAAGGCUGGAGCGCACUGUGUAGCCCCCUCAGAUAUGAACGAUGGCCGUAUUCGUGCUAUCAAGCUGAAGCUGAUUGAGGAGGGCAUUGCUCACAAGACGUUGCUCAUGUCGUACUCUGCCAAAUUUUCUGGCUGUUUGUACGGGCCCUUCCGGGACGCAGCCGGCUCUGCCCCGUCAUUUGGCGACCGCAGGUGCUACCAGCUCCCCCCUGGAGGUCGUGGCCUUGCUCGCCGAGCCAUUGUCCGUGACAUGAACGAAGGUGCCGACAUCAUCAUGGUUAAGCCCGCCGGCCAGUACCUCGACAUUAUCAGUGACGCUAAGGAACUUGGCAAAGACUUGCCCAUUGCCGCCUACCAAGUCAGUGGCGAAUUCUCUAUGAUUCACGCUGCUGCCAAAGCCGGAGUGUUUGAUCUCAAGGCGAUGGCUUUCGAAUCUACAGAGAGCAUUCUCCGAGCCGGUGCCACCAUUGUCAUCAGCUACUUCACCCCCCAAUUCCUCGAUUGGCUGGACAACUAAUGUUUCGGAUGAAGAGAUGAAGAGAAAAUAAUGAGCCAUUGUUGGCGGGUAAAGGACAAAAUAAAAUACCAGGGCAAAAAGAUCAGGCGUUUGUUGGCAUUGCAAUUUGAUUGGGCCGACUUUGUAACAUGUGUCGUUAGAAAUCUGCUUUUUACGUCUUUAGAGCGAGGCAUGGGUUAUGAGCGCGAGGGCAAUGAAAUGAUGUAUAUUGAAGUUUUUUCUUUCUUAAUUUAAUCCCCUACUCAAAAAUGGAAACC